GACAGUGUUGAAAGCUGGACGGCAAACAGUGGUCCAUGUGUUUUUUUAAGUGUGCACUUAAUUUAUAAUAAAAUGCGUAAUACAAACUAGGAUUGUUAGUAAAAUGUUUUGGGUCCUAAAGCUGUUUUUUACUCUUCGUUAGAUCUUUAAUUCUGCUUUAACCAGGCGUCGGUCUGGAAACCACGCCAGCAGAUCUAACGUUACCGUAUGUAAGUUAACAGUUAAACAAUUAUGUUUGGCGUAUUUGAUAAUUUCCUAUGAACCACGACGAUCUACAAGACUCUAACUUAAUAGACAGUGGAUAUGCAGAUCUCCAGAAGUCUAUUCAUUUGAACAUACGUUGCAAACGUACGAAUGAUGACUGGUGUUUCUUCUGGAUGCAGAUCUUCAUGUUCUCUUGAUCACAUUAUGGAUGCGUCAAGUUUGGAUUUCCAAAACAUUUUCAUAUCGUUAUAUGCAGGAGCAGCUCCCAGCCUGAGCAGUAAAGACUUGGCCAGCAGAAUAGCAUCGUGUCUUACUUCUCAAACAGAUGGACCUGUCAGUCGUACAGACGUUAUGUGCUUGUGUCUGACUCUCACUGAAAACAUCAUUACCAGACUGUCAUCACAGAGUCUGCCACAAGAUGUCAGAAUAUACUAUGAAGAUGUUAUGAGAAGUCUGUGUGAAAUGGAUCUGAUGGCAAAGCUGGUUUCCCUCCUUGGCUGUCAGGACCAACUGGUGUCUCAUUUGUCUACAAAGUGUAUGUCAGCCUGUGUCAUCAAUGACAUUUCCAUGAUUGAAAGUAGCAGCUCACUUUGGAGAGACACUUGUGCUGAAGUGUUUUAUAAAUCAACUCCCAGCGGUGAACUGGAUUGCUGUCUGUGGUCUCUCACUUGUGUGAUUAAAGGAGUGCUGAGGGGAGACUUCAGAAACAAAAACGAUGUUUUGACAAAGCUUCUUGGAGCAAUGGAUCCAUCCCUCACUUGCUUGUACGCCAGCCUUCUCCCUCAACACACACUGGAACCUCGCAAAACCGAAGUGACGAAACAUUGCAGAACUUUGUGCACGUUCUUUGACCUUCUCGAAGUCCUCAGCGCUGCUCGGCUGAGAUGCGGGGUCUGUUCAUCUGUACAAAGAACCAUAUUCACAGAGUCCCGAGCUCUCCUGCAUGUCAUGAGAACCGACGUGGAGUAUUUUGUAACUAAAAGAGCGUUACUUCUUCUGAAGAGAAAUCUUCUGCGGAGAGCUGGAGAGGACUGGGCGUUGGGUGACGUGCAGUCUGGGUCACAUGUGGAUGAAGGGCUGAAUGAAGACCUGUUGGUCGUGGCAGAUGCCGUGUUAAAUGAAGUGAAGGCCGGUUGGCUCCAGGAAGUGUCUGUGAAAGCUCAGCCCAGUUUCUUUGGUGGGAACUGUGAUGUGCAUGUUGGAGGAACUCUGAGAGAUAAUGUGAUGUUAAGAGCUUUGAGUCUAAUUCUGCUGAAGUCGCUAGAAAUAAACAUUCAGUCCACUUGUGGGAAAGGAGCUGAGAGUAACAUUGACGUCCAGCAGUAUCUAACAGAGCUCAUGACGUUUCUGCGGUGCCACGCGACCCAUCUGUCUACUGAAGCUCACAACUGUUGCUGGGUGACUUCAGUGUUUGCUGAACAGGAUGAUGACAUGAUCGAAUCAGCCAAAGCUCUCAUUGCCUUGUACCUGUAUCAGAAAAGUUUGAAUUUCUCAGUUCCUGUUUGCCUUUGGGGCUGUAACCCCCACUGUCAUUUCAUUAUCUUGCUCCGGUCCCUCUCCUUCGACCACACCGUGCUACUCGAUUUCCUCAUCUCCACCGAAACCUGUUUCUUGGAGUAUUGCGUCCGCUACUUGAAGCUCCUCCGUGAGGACUGGACGGGGUUUUUUAGGUCUUGUCGCCAUAUUGAAGAUUCUGAUGGGAAGCUCGGUGGCCCUAGAAAACUGACAGCUAAUCUCAUGGUAGAAGCUCUGUCGGAUAAAGAAACACCUGAAUCGUCUCAGAUGUAUGUAGUUUCCUGCGCAAGAUCGCCAACAGGAAGUGAUGUCAGAGCCGGCGCAGUUCCACGAUUGGUUGAUUAUGGAAGCUCAGAUGAAUCCGAGGAGGCAGAUGAGAGCAGUUCUGACCUCCACACGAAUGCAGUUGAUUUUGGUAGGAUGGACGUUGAAGGAUCUUUGUACCCAUCCGUAACCACGAUGGAACAAGAUCAUGUAUUUGAAUGUCUGUUUGAUAAAGUGCUGGCGUGUCUUGAGGAGUUGAAGGUGGCAAUAAUGAGACUGCAUAACAAGGGUCUCUUUCCCUACAACCCUACCUCACUUUUAAAACUGUUAAACAAUCUUCAACCCAAAAAGAACUUUGUUAGUCAACCAAGACUCAAAACUGUCUAACAAGGAUUAUUAUAACCAGAAAGACGAGAUUCUGCAUCCACAAAAGGCUUCAUUUCAUAAGGAUUUAUUUAUUUUUCAUCUUUAAAGAUCAAAAAGACUUGAUGUAGUAUGAACAUAUUGUUUCAUUAAAAACCCCAAACUUCCUCCCCAUCCAAAGGGUCAUAUAGGAAACUUUGUGAAGUGGAAACUUUAAAAA
Molecule: messenger RNA, 2566 nt
Organism: Misgurnus anguillicaudatus (oriental weatherfish)
Lineage: Eukaryota; Metazoa; Chordata; Actinopteri; Cypriniformes; Cobitidae
Source: RefSeq, a predicted model, not a curated record